GUUAUGUCCGGUCAAUUUUUUUAUGCGUCAAUUAAUUUAGGGAAUAUUUAUUAUCAACAAAAAUCCGUGUUGGAUCAGUUCCACGUGUAUCCACAACUACCAGCCUUUGCAUUCUUCUUCAUCGACCAAAAUUGUCCAAUUUUAGCUAUGAGUUUUCCGGAGUAGAAGAAAAAGGGGAAACAGUUUUGAGUUCAUUGAUCGACAACAGCUAGCCAGGGAGCAUGAAUUCAGUAACGGCAUCGGCAUCAGCAUCAGCAUACAUUUCACUUUCACUUAGCAUCUCGCCUCCUACUAGAAAAGCGUGGUCUAAAUUUCUGCCAGGAAAAUGCAAACCCCUAAUAUCAUCCAAUUUUGACUGCAAGUGCAGGGCUUUGGGAGAAGGCUCUCAGUCAGAGACGCAGUCCCAGACGACCCAACCUACAAUUUAUCAAGGCGUUUAUGGCCCUUGGACAAUCGAAGACUCUGAUAUUCGAGAGGUAAUUUUAUAUAGAUCAGGGUUAGUAACUGCGGCUGCAUCAUUUGUUCUUGCUUCUUCUACGGCUUUGCUUCCCAAUGAUUCAGUUUUGAGUAACUUGAUUGAGAAAAACCUUGAUUUGUUUUAUGCAAUUGGAUCGUGUGGACUUGGCCUGUCAUUAUUUCUUAUUCACAUUUAUGUGACUGAAAUCAAACGCUCUCUUCAAGCUUUAUGGUUCCUGGGUGCUAUCGGAUCAUUGGCAACAUAUUCUACGCUUGCUCACCCAGCUGGCAUGAAUCUAGUUCAAUAUGUUAUCGAGAAUCCAAUAGCUGUUUGGUUUGUCGGACCACUAUUUGCAUCAUUGACAGGACUUGUGUUCAAGGAAGGACUUUGCUAUGGAAAGUUGGAAGCUGGUCUUCUGACAUUUGUCAUCCCUUCCCUCCUACUGGGGCACCUGACUGGUUUUAUGGAUGACGGAGUAAAGAUUACCCUAUUGAGCACAUGGUUGGCACUGUUUGUGGUCUUUGCUGGGAGGAAGUUCACUCAGCCUAUCAAGGAUGAUAUAGGAGACAAAUCAGUAUUCAUAUUCAACGAUCUGCCAGAGGAAGAAAAAGCUGAUUUGAUCAAGAGACUUGAGCAGCAAUAAUACACUAAACAAGAGCCAUGAUUAGGAUGUUACACUUGGCUCAAAGAAAGGGAAAUGAAGUGUAUCGACUAUGUAUCAAAGAGUGAUGAACAUAAAGCCAUCAGCCCUCGCCCUACAGUCAAGUCAGCUCCUUUCCUUCGCUACUAGGAACGUAAGCAACUUCUAUUAGCGCCAGACCUUGAGUCGAGUUGAUCAUGUCCCCUUUCACAGCUAUUCAGGAGUUGCAAAGCCAGAUAUCAUGACAGUAGGAGUGUUAAUGUUAGAAGCCAGUUGCAUUAGUAGCUCUAUAGAUUGAUGUCAAAAUAGCUGCAAUUGUUAAGUUUGUGGGUGAUAGUGAAGAAAAAAAUAUUGUACUUGGAUUUAAAUACAAUUCAUCCUAUCUUUUGUAUGUAUGUUAUUAUAUUGUAUUAAAAUUUAUCAUCUUUAAUCUGGUGAAUAAAAUUACUAAGAAAUACAACUUCUUUAGUCAAA
Molecule: messenger RNA, 1571 nt
Organism: Solanum verrucosum
Lineage: Eukaryota; Viridiplantae; Streptophyta; Magnoliopsida; Solanales; Solanaceae
Exons: 6
Coding region: 222-1100 (292 amino acids)
Cellular component (GO): chloroplast
Source: RefSeq, a predicted model, not a curated record